AAACUGACUGCAAAAAGCAAAAAGAAAAGCAAAAUAUACAUAUAUAUAAAAAGAAGAUAGUAUAAAUGGUUAAAAAAAAACUACAGAGGCACAAAAAGAACAAAGAGUAAGAAAGGAAGAGUUGGAGAGUGCAAAGCCUCACCAAUGUCCGCAAGAGAGAGAGAGAGAGAGAGAGAGAGAGAGAGAGAAGCAGAGCACAGAAGAAAGAGAGGAGGGGGUGGAUGUGUUAAUACACAGGAACACUGCAUCAAACCAGUGCACUGCUCUGAGCGGGAUGCGUCAGCAGUACAUUCACGUUUCCAUUGAAGGACAAAAGGAGGAGGUAGAACACAGAGGUUUGACUGCCUGCAACCCUGUCACAUAAAGGGAAAAAGAGCGAGAGGAUCCUGAAUGCUGGGGAUACAGUGAGGACCGCUGCUGCCACCACUGUCGCCGUGGACAGUCUUCUCCUCCGGGUGCAUGUGUGUGCGUGAAUCUCUCUCUGCCUCACUCUCUCUCUCUCUCUCCUGCUGACCGCCAGGCAGUCCAGAGCCUCACGGGCAGAGCAGGCAAACUGCCACAACUUACUACCUCAAGAAGCAGGAAUAAAAGAAUACCGCAAGAUCUUUACCAGGGGCGAAAAACUACGGAAUCCUAUUCAAGACAAGCACUCUGAAAUCGACAGCACGUCACACAGCAAGAUCAAUUCCUCCUUUUUCUGACACUGAAGUGAGUGAGAGAGCAUGAGAAAGAGAGAGAGAGCAAGAACACACAAUCGCUAGAGAGAGCUUCACUGCUGCGAUGCUGCUGCCCCCCUUCCUCCCCCUUCCUGCUUGCGCACCACCACCCCCGAGCCCCCCUCCAGAGAAACUGACGGAUUAUUGCUAACUGUGCACGCGGCAGUCUGCAGCUGCUACGGCAACGAGCAGGAGAAUAGCGAGUUGAAAAAAGCAAGACGGAAUGACCGCAAUGUGCGUCUGUUGGCGUUUUUAAUAUUCGUCAGUGAACUGCUAAUCGACAGGACAAGUGUCGAUGGGGGGUGAACAACAGUGUGUUAGUCUAUAACAGGCAGGAAGGAAAAUCUGUAAAAGACUUGGGAUUUCAGUCCCAACACUAUUGCUUUUUCUUCUUCUUUUUCUGCGCUACUUGCAGUUUGGAAAUGGAGUCUUGUGAAAAAUGUUCAGCUGUAUGCAGCGUCGGCUUCCAAGGACAAUCAAUGGGGGAGCUGAGAGGAGAUCUUUUUCAAUCUGACUGGAUCCGUGCACCUGCUUAGCUCAAUGGGCCUUACCUCUUGAAUCAGUUUCUUUAAACACUGCAUCCCUCUGGAAUUCAAAGGAGCCAUUUUGGCACAUCUAUUCACAGUCCAGUUUACUUUUUUUGAAAAUGUUGUAGAGAUCUUAUUGAACCUUGUCAGUGUUAUGCAAAUUAAAAAGGGACAUUCAAAGGAGAACUAAUGAUUACCAUCCUGCACUGUCGAUGGAAAGCAGAAGCAGUGUCUUGCUCAAGCCAGGGUAGGGCCACUGUUCUCCGUUCCCGAGCCGAAUCCCCAGAUGAUGUUGAAUUAUGAAUGCGCCACAUCAUGAGUCUCUUGUGGCAGGUAACUGUGCACUGGAACGCAGCCCUGCUCUGUGCAGUCUACCUCAUGGUGCGAGCGUGGAGUGUGUGCGCCACCCCCACCGGACCGCAGAACUGCCCAGCUGUAUGCUCCUGCAGUAACCAGUUCAGCAAGGUGGUGUGUACCAGGCGUGGCCUGGUACGAGUGCCCCCUGGCAUCCCCACUAAUACACGGCACCUCAACCUCAUGGAGAACAGCAUUGAGGUAAUCCAUGCUGACACCUUUCGACACCUCCACCAUCUGGAAGUGCUGCAGCUUGGCAGGAACUCCAUCCGGCAGAUUGAGGUGGGGGCCUUCAAUGGUCUCACCAAUCUUAACACCCUGGAGCUCUUUGACAACCGGUUGACUGUAAUCCCAAGUGGCGCUUUUGAGUACUUGUCUAAGCUGCGGGAAUUAUGGCUCAGGAACAACCCUAUUGAAAGCAUACCGUCUUAUGCAUUCAACCGUGUCCCCUCCCUCAUGCGACUGGAUUUAGGAGAACUGAAAAAACUGGAGUAUAUCUCUGAGGGUGCUUUCGAAGGAUUAUACAACUUGAAAUACCUAAACCUUGGAAUGUGUAAUCUGCGGGAGAUGCCUGUCCUCUCCCCAUUGGUGGGGCUGGAGGAACUAGAAAUGUCAGAAAACUACUUUCCAGACAUCAAACCUGGAUCCUUUAGGGGUCUGAAAUCCCUGAAAAAGCUCUGGAUUAUGAACUCCAAAAUCACCACCAUGGAGAGAAAUGCAUUUGAUGAUGUCACAGCCUUGGUUGAACUCAACCUGGCCCAUAAUAACCUUAGCUCUUUGCCCCAUGACCUUUUUGCACCCUUGAGUUACCUGGUAGAGCUGCACUUGCACCAUAACCCAUGGCGGUGUGACUGUGAUGUGGUGUGGCUGGCUUGGUGGCUAAGAGAGUACAUCCCUACCAACUCCACGUGUUGUGGCCGCUGCCAUAGCCCUGCCCAUCUGCGAGGACGCUACCUAGUGGAGGUGGACCAGACUACGUUUCAGUGCUCUGCUCCUUUCAUUCUAGAUGCUCCACGGGACCUUAACAUAUCUGCAGAGCGAGUGGCUGAGUUCAAGUGUCGCACAGCUCCCAUGUCAUCUGUCAGAUGGCUCCUACCCAACGGAACAGUUCUGACCCAUGGCUCCAAUCAUCCAAGGAUAUACGUUCUUAAUGAUGGAACUCUAAAUUUCUCCAAUGUUCUGCCAUCUGACACAGGUGUGUACACCUGCAUGGUGACAAACAUGGCUGGAAACUCCAAUGCAUCAGCUUACCUGAAUGUGAGUGCAGCCGAGCUUAACACCUCUGAGCAUCUAAGCUACUUCACCACAGUCACUGUGGAAAUUGUGGAGUCAACAUCAGAGUUGGUGAUUAAACCGAAGACGGUCACGGCCUCACCCUCCGUCUUCCAGCCUGUGUUUAUCUCAACUCCAACUGUGCUACUGCAGACACCAAGACAGGUUAGUGUGCCAACUAUCCGAGGAACAGUGCGCCCACCUGCCAGUUUGGACGAGGUGAUGAAGACUACAAAGAUCAUCAUUGGCUGCUUUGUUGCCGUCACGCUGCUCGCUGCGAUCAUGCUAAUUGUGUUCUACAAGCUCCGUAAACGACACCAACAGAGGAGCACGGUGGCAGCUGCCAGGACUUUAGAGAUCAUUCAGAUGGGGGAGAACGUUCCUCCUGCCACAUCGGGAACAACAAUACCAGGAGAGGGUGAGAUGGUGCUACCAAGUCUGAGAGAUCGUAACAACAGCUACAAAUCCAGCUACAGCACCUACAAAUCAGCACACUCUGCUCCCUGGACAGAGAACAGCAUUGGCAAUUCUCUACAUCGCCCUCGGCCCUCAACCAUCAGCACCAUCCCGGAACACUACUUGAUUAAAACUCACACCAAGGAGAAGGUACAGGAAACCCAGAUCUAACAUUCCCAUAACCUUCUCCUCCUUCUACCCUUUUUCUGUUCCUCAUGAAAACAUGCAAUAGAAUGCACAAAGGAAAGACAGCGAUUACUUUUGUACCCAGUGCAAAAAUGAGACUGUUUUUCUUGUACAUGCUUAUAUAUAAAUAUAUGAAUAUAAAUAUAUAAAUUAAUCAACUAUGGGGUGAUAAGAGAAGCAGAUUAUAUAUAAAAAAGAGGAAAAAUGAAUUUAAAACUAUUUUCUAAUGUGUAACUUCUAUUUAAGACGGGAAAAUGAAGAUAAUGACAUUACACUGCAGAUGCGAACAGAUUUGUUUGAGAAGUCUGUGGUUUUUAGACCCUGCUAGAUAUAAUCCAGUAAUAUUUCUACAUAACUGUCCCCAAAAUAAUAUUUACAAGUUUCUCUUGUAAGAGCACCAAGAAUUUGUAAUGUGCCAAAUGUUAUACAUGAAAUUUGGGUUGAAGAAAUAUACGACAAAACAAUGCAAGACAUAGUUGCAAAAAAAAAGAAAAGAAAAAAAAAAAAAAAACAAGAUCUCCUGAGUCUGCUGAGUCUCAGUAGCUAUCAGCCAAAUGGUUUUGGUCUCUUAUGUGCUUUUUUUCAGUGAGUGCUUUUGCAGUUUAUCUUCAUAACUUUAAGGAAAAUCCCCAGUACUGACCAAACACCUACAGUGUUUUCAUAAGUGUACCUGGAUACAAAUUAACAUUGAUUCUUCAUUCAAUACUGGGGAUUUUUCUAUGCUGUUUGUUUUGUUUUGUAUUGAACCUGUGUCUCAGCAAGAAGCAGUGAGGUAAUCUGAUUCCUGCAUUUUUUUUUUCUCCUUAAUUCCCCUUAAACCUCUUUAGGUUUUUUUGGAUUUGACAAAUUUACCAACAGUAGCUCUGACCAUUAUCGUCUCUGUUACUGGUCCCAAUUCUUUUAAGAUCCCAAAUGCUUUCUUAAGACUUGAGCGGCUUUUAGGGCUAAAAUAUAGUUAAAAACAUUACAACAGUUGCCUCAGAUUAGUAGUGUAAGGGCUGAACAGGACGAUUAUUUGCAACACUGCAGAGAUAGUUGCAAUGUCACGAUGGUUUGUUGCAAGCUGUUAACAUUAUCAUGACUGCUUACGAUUUUUUUGUUUCUUUGUCGAGAAAGGGUAUACAAAAGAAUGUGUUAAUUCUAGGCUGUCCUCACUGGUGAUCAUUCAAACAGUGAAUUUCAUUUGUCCUUAUUUUAAGCAACACUAUUUUUAUGAGGAGUCUUCAGAGGUUACAACAAUAAAACAUUUGGUUUGUAUUUCUCUAAAGAUAA
This is a messenger RNA of Pangasianodon hypophthalmus (striped catfish), 4783 nucleotides long. It is a transcript of the gene lrrc4.2, whose product is annotated as leucine rich repeat containing 4.2. The transcript is spliced from 2 exons. Gene Ontology annotation, cellular component: glutamatergic synapse; postsynaptic density membrane; plasma membrane. Gene Ontology annotation, molecular function: protein binding. The coding region runs from base 1547 to 3496 and encodes 649 amino acids. Gene Ontology annotation, biological process: synaptic membrane adhesion; excitatory synapse assembly; modulation of chemical synaptic transmission. NCBI's taxonomy places the organism in Eukaryota, Metazoa, Chordata, Actinopteri, Siluriformes, Pangasiidae. The record is from RefSeq and is a predicted model, not a curated record.